Molecule: messenger RNA, 5782 nt
Organism: Scylla paramamosain (green mud crab)
Lineage: Eukaryota; Metazoa; Arthropoda; Malacostraca; Decapoda; Portunidae
Exons: 6
Coding region: 1621-2397 (258 amino acids)
Source: RefSeq, a predicted model, not a curated record
GCUAACCCGACCAGCGAACACUUCGGCUUCCUGACACUGCUCCCUCGCGGCCACACGCCACUCGCCAUGGAUGGAACGAGUUGACUCUUGCUUCUUUGACUUAAAUGAUAAAUUCACGCUAAAUUUUCCUUUGCAUUUAGUGGUAAAUAAAAAGCAUAGCAAUCCCUGAUGUUUGGUAUUAUCUGUCCCUCACAUGAGCAGUACGGCAGCAGUACAGGAGCGUGAAGGAGGCUGGUGUUGUAUAGACACAUGUUGUGUUCUUCCGAUGAACAGGAAGACACAAACUGCGGUAAGGUCACACAGCGCCUCCUGCAGGAUGCAGCUCUUCUCUCCUUCUCCCUCUCCUACUGGCGGACAGAGCUCACAAACUAAAUGUACAAUGUACAGUUCCUCGGUUUUUCGUCAACAACGUGAAAAUAUCUUAUGUAACUGUUUGCUAACCGUCCACUCACUUGUUGCACUAAAUUCGUCAUCACAAGGGGGGGGUAUGAAUAUACUUAUCCUCCAAUUUUGGAUGUUCCAUUUGGAUUUUUCUUAAGGAUCUGGCACAUCUGUGGGCCUUUUUUUUUUUUUUUCUUCCAUUUUGUUGUCCUGAGCCAGUGCAUGUGUUACAUACAUAAAAAAAAAAAUCCUCUGACACUUAAUGUCACAUACAGUUGGCGAACAAAUAUAUCGGGAGAAGAAGGUGAAGUUUUGUCAAACCUAAACGAGAUAAUCAAUGGAGCUAGUCACGGCACAGGGCAUCCGAACAACGGAUCACAACACCUCGCACUCGCUUAGGGCACUCUGUGGCUUAGAGUUGUCUUCUGUUUCCAUCGCAUGCUGUCAGAGAGAGAGAGAGAGAGAGAGAGAGAGAGAGAGAGAGAGAGAGAGAGAGAGAGAGAGAGAGAGAGAGAGAGAGAGAGAGAGAGAGAGAGAGAGAGAGAGAGAGAGAGAGAGAGAGAGAGAGAGAGAGUGUGUGUGUGUGUGUGUGUGUGUGUGUGUGUGUGUGUGUGUGUGUGUGUGUGUGUGUGUGUGUGUGUGUGUGUGUGUGUGUGUGUGUGUGUGUGUGUGUGUGUGCGUGAGUGAGUGAGCUGUCAGAUCCUCUCACCACCGUUUUCAGGUCCUGCCUGAUGGAGCACAGAUGGCCCUCUAUAAGGAAGGAGGCGCGGGUGGUACCAGCCCAUAAGAACUCAGAGUCUAAGCCUAUCAACUACAGACCCAUCUCGCUGCUCUCUGUGGUGGCCAAGUUGGUGGAACAGAUGGUGGCAGAUGUCAUCUGUCAUCACCUGAGUGAGCUCCGCCUCUUCUUAGACGAGUAGUUCGGCUUCCAGCCUGGCCGCUCAACAGUGGACCUCCUCACCCUCCUCUUCCAAGGUUGGCACAAUGCCCUGGACGAAGGCCUGGAUACUCGUGUGAUGGCCCUGGACAUUGCUAAAGCCUUUGAUAGGGUUUGGCACGCGGGGCUUGUGAAAAAAAAAACUUUGCGCCAAGGGUAUCCAGGGCAACCUUCUUGCGCUGCUCGAGGACUGCCUCCAGGGGAGAACCCUCCGGGUAGUCAUCAACGGGCAGGCAUCCCAAUCAUCACCUAUACAGGCAUAGGUUCCACAGGGUUCAGUGUUGGGUCCGAUCCUGUGGAACAUGUACACUGAAGACCUCCUGCGGCAAAUACCGACUCUGUUUGCAUACGCCGACGACUGCAGUCUCUCCCGGUCCUACUGCCGCUCCGACAGUCAGCGAACCGUCAGAGAGCUAAACAGGCAGCUCAGGCUGAUGACGGAGUGGGGAGAGACGUGGCAAGUCGGCAUCGCUCCAGAGAAGACGCAGGCGAUGGUCAUCUCACGGUCCCCAGCUGCCCCCCCGCCUUCCUCCGGCAAUCUCAUGCCAUCUAUGUUUUGGAGGCCAGACACUUCCCCUCCAGGAACACGUCAAGGUGUUGGGAGUGACAGUGGACUGUGGCCUACGAUUCAACCGCCAUGUUGCUGCUGUUGCCCAUCAGAGCUCCCUGCGAGUCUCUGCCCUGCGUCGGAUGGCGGGAAACCUCGACUCCCGGGGCGUCUUUACACUGUAGAAGGCUCAGAUACAGCCUUGUAUGGAGUACAGUGCCUUGUCCUGGAUGUCGAGUACCGCCACCCACUUGCAGAGACAGGAUGCCGUGCAACGGCGUGCCCUGCGGCUGGUGGGGAUGGACGGACAGCAGCAGCAGCAGCAGGAGGAGCAGACCGGAGUCAUGUCUCUGAAGCAUCGGCGGGACGUGUCGGUCCACGAGCUGUCCAGAGGGAGUCCAGGACCACCACCUCCAGUGACAUGCUGGUGCAGGUGCCUCGAUCUCACUCGAGGCAGUACCAGCGCUUUUACACAGCCAGAACCUCCAGACUGUGGAACUUGUUCACGGCAGCCACGAGUGAUACACAAUGACACUCCAGCAAGUGAAAGUGGCUGCCCACAGGUGGCGAAAAACACAAACUUCCACAUGUCUGGGGGGGUUCCACUCAUACUGCUCUUCUAGACAGGGUGGAAUCAAAAGCUUUUCGUCUCAUCAACUCCUCUCCUCUAACUGACUGUCUUCAGCCCCUCUCUCACCGCCGCAAUGUUGCAUAUCUAGCUGUCUUCUACCGCCAUUUUCAUGCCAACUGCUCUUCUGAUCUUGCUAACUGCAUGCCUCCCCUCCUUCCGCGGCCUCGCUGCACAAGACUUUCUUCUUUCUCUCACCCCUAUUCUGUCCACCUCUCUAACGCAAGAGUUAACCAGUAUUCUCAAUCAUUCAUCCCUUUCUCUGGUAAACUCUGGAACUCCUUGCCUGCUUCUGUAUUUCCACCUUCCUAUGACUUGAAUUCCUUCAAGAGGGAGGUUUCAAGACACUUAUCCACCAAUUUUUGACCACUGCUUUGACCCUUUUAAGGGACUGGCAUUUCAGUGGGCAUUUUUUUUUAUUAGAUUUUUGUUGCCCUUGGCCAGUAUCCUUCCUACAUAAAAAAAAAAAAACUAGUGCUGUGUUAAUGAUUUCUGUAUAUAGUAGGAUAAGUAUGUUUUUUUUGUAUAUAUUUUCUUUUUUAUAUUUAAAUGUAGGCUUUAAAUAGCAGCACAAAAAAAAAAGAGUUGCUUUAAGCCUUAUGUAAAUUUCUUUAAAUAAAAGAGAGAGAGAGAGAGAGAGAGAGAGAGAGAGAGAGAGAGAGAGAGAGAGAGAGAGAGAGAGAGAGAGAGAGAGAGAGAGAGAGAGAGGAGGGGGCGAGUUAUUACACUUGUAUCACACUUCUAUUUAUCCAUCAGUUAGAGGAACAAUUAUUAUUUUCAACAUUAUCAUAAUAUAAGUAAUACAAAAUCUCCGUCUCAGUUCAUUUUUCUUCAUCCAGAACUUUAAAAAUCUAAAUAAAUGCGGACAGGAGCCUAUGCAUGGGUUACGAUACUAUAAGAGUGAAGAGCAUGAACAAGUACCACUGGUGAGUAUUGUUGGGAUGACCAGAGCCUGUGUCCCGCCCAUCGCCUCCCUUAGCCUGUGGUGGGGGAAGGAGGGAAGGUAAGGUUGGGAAACAAAAUCCCAGCGAAGAAAACUUGGAGAAAAAUACAUUAUAGUAUACUCAGCAAACUCAUCCUAACCUAACCUGAUCUAAUCUAUCAUAAUCUACAAUAACCUAAUUGAAUCUAACCUAAUCUAACUCAACAAUCAAAUAACAUAACCUAGUUCUCACCUAAUCUAACUUUACUCAACCUAACCUAACUUAACCUAAUUCAAUUUAACCUAACCUUACUCAGGCUAACUUAAUCAAACCUAUCGUGGCCUAACCUAACGUAUCCCGUCGGCGCCUCUUGCCUGUUUUGAAUUUUGAAGUUCCGGCGCGUGGUGGGAGUCCCGGCAGGGUGGGCGGGGCGUUGCCAGCGCCAGUCAUCUAAGAGUGCCAUGAGGAGCGCCACACCUCACCCACCCUUGUCAUGGAGCGAAGCGCCCUGCUGGUGGUCCUGAUGUGAGGUGUGUGCCUGCCUGCUGGCCUCUGCCAUGGCCUUCCCUCGACCUGAACCGCUGCCCGGAAACAGAUUCCCUCCUCCUGAAGACCCGAACUGCUCCUGUUUCCCUCUGUCCUGUGUAUGUGCAGGGGAUCCCGUCCCUUAGUGGUGACGGAAGCAUGACUCUGGGAGCCUCCCCACGACCUGGACCUGUACAAGACAAGGGCUUGGACUGUGCUGAUGGGGAAGCAACACUCCUCGGCUCUCCUUCCUUUAGGUACUUCACACACAGAAUGUACUGAUGUUAUGUGCAAAGACCGGAGGAAGCUCGCGACGCCGGGCACGAGUGAACCUCCCUACACGGUAACCCCUCAGUGCCUCCUCCUUCGGCGCGUCGUGGGAGUCCCGGCAGGUGGGCGGGGAGUAGCCAUGAGGAGCGCCACAUCUCACCCACCCUCGACAUGGAGCGACGCGAUCUGAUGGUGGUUCUGCUGUGUGUGUGUGUGUGUGUGUGUGUGUGUGUGUGUGUGUGUGUGUGUGUGUGUGUGUGUGUGUGUGUGUGAUUCUGUCUAACGUUACUCCUUCCCCAGGGUGUGUGGCUGCCUGUUGGUCUCUGCCGCGGCCUCCCCUCAGCCUGACAGGAACUACGAUCGCUCGUCUGCACUCUUCCGUAAAAACUCUCAGGUUCUUAUAAGCCUUGUGGUGCAGUACAAGGUGUUCAUAAGAUCAUUUUCUGUCAGUUUGUCCACCUUUCACCUUAUGGAUCAGCUGUUUAACUCCUUUUUAAGCAGGAAGGAUGAGCAUGGUAUGGUGCCAAGUCAUUCAUUUUCACUAACUCGUGUCGUGUCUCCCCAAAUAGGCAGCAGAUGCUUUUGCUAUGCCUACUCUUGUGACUGUGGAUGGGACCCCAGACUUUAUGGGUGAUGAGAACAACGCGUGGCUCUGGGGCCCUCGACCUGACCUGAACCAACAAACCUUAAGAUAAAAAAUAAAAAAAAUAUUGACUCUUCCCUCUUACUUGCAUUCAUGUCCCAAUGAAGCCUGCAAUAUCUGCUGAUGUUUAGUAUUACUCUGGUCUUCCUUUGCCUCCCUGCACGCUGCCUGUCAGGUGGAUGUACAAGACUGGAGCUUCGGGACAGGUUAACAAUGAGCACUGCUUACUACUCAUCCACCUGCGUGAGCUGUUAACUGUGUGGCGUUAAUCAGCUCUAGUGGAUAACAUUCUGAAGACCUGGUGACAGAGCACCAAAGGAAGGGCUGGGAAACAGGAAAAAGGACAAGAGCCAGGAGGAAAAUGCUUCACAGCAUCCUAACCAAACCAAACAAAACAAAAUCUAACUGAGCCUUACCUAAUUCAGUCUCACUUAACCUAAACUAAUCAACCUAAUUCGAUCUAACUAAACCAAAUCUAACCUAGCCUGACCUAACCCUCUGCGUCUCCUCCCUUUCUUGAGUUCCGGCGCGUGGUGGGAGUCCCGGCAUGGUGGGCGGGGCGUAGCCAGUGCCAGUCACCUGAGAGUGCCAUGAAGAGCGUCACACCUCACCAGCCCUCGACAUGGAGCGACGCGUCUUGCUGAUGGUCUUGCUGGUGUGUGCCUGCCUGCUGGCCUCUGCCGUGGCCUUCCCUCAGACUGACCUACUGCUCAAACACCCUCCUCAUUUUUCUCCUCUGGAAGGGGCAGACUGCUUCUGUUACACUCUGCCUUGUGAAUGUGGGAGGGGACGCAAACCUACCUGGUGACGAGAGCAACAUGUUACUUUGGGAGCUUCGACAUGACUUAACUUGACCUAACCUGAACCAACAAGCCUCAAGAUGAAAAAUAAAACUUGCAUUCAUGUCCUAAUAAAGCCUGAAAUAUCU